UCACAUUAUGACGGCGAGGGUGGCGAGCAGAGCGAAGAGGCCAACGUCGCCCUCGUACUCAUCAUCCGCCACGUGGUGGUAGACUUCCUGCAGCCCAUCGGCUGUCGUGGUGUUGGCCGUCUGGUUGACAAUCGAGUUGACGUCAAAGAGGAAGUGCAGGUGGGGCUGGGCGUCCUCUGGUGGAAAGGCGGUGGCUGUGGUCGGCUGACGAGUUGACGUAGUUGACGAGUCCACAGAUAUAAAAUGGAGGCAGCGAUGUCUGAAGGCACAUGGAGACACAAACGUGUGUCUCAGUCGGGAGAUAGACAUUCCCGCUUGCCUGCUGACGGCUCACCCCUUGUGGUCUCCCAGUCACAACUCAGACAGACACGGGCGGGCAGCCGCCCAACGUUUACGUGUUCAGGACGAUUCGCUGAAUGCAUAGGCAAACAAGGACGGACGGCAUGACAUACUUACCAUCAACGUGCAGAUGCAUCUCAUCCAUCCCCACAUCCGCUGUGCCUGUCCUUACGUGAAGAGGGUGACUGCAGCAAGGGACAGUGCCCCGAAGAAAACGAUCGAACGAGCGAGUUCGUCCAUGCUGACUUUUUUUCCUGUGUGUGCUGGAGAAGCGUUCCACUUGCCCUUCCCCCUGCAGUAGAUCCCGGCCACGCGUUGGCAGCAAUGGGUCUCCACGCCUUCAUCUUCUGCAGCACACACAACGGAUACACACGCGCAAUUGGUUGCCGUCCACUGGAUCUCUCUCCUUUUUUGUGAAUGCAUCAUGAUCUCAC
Molecule: messenger RNA, 773 nt
Organism: Vitrella brassicaformis
Lineage: Eukaryota; Vitrellaceae
Source: the annotation of a GenBank genome assembly